AGCUGAGGGAUACUCAGUGUCAGCGAAUGUGAAUCUGACUGAAUGAGAUCUUAUAUUUGUGUGCCUGUACUGUAUAAGUAUGAGUACAUCCACUUUUGAUCCUGCUGCUUCAAUGUGAGUGAUUAAUUGUCUCAUUUAGUGUAAAAUCAUCUCAAACCAACUGCAACAACUAGAAGUAGUCUGUAUUCCACCUCAGUGUAUUCAAAGGAUGACAGAAGGUGUCUUCAGUAUUCUGCAGGUUCUGUGUCUGUAAUGACGCCGUCGUCACGCCUCCCUGACUUCAUGCAUGCGAGGCUGGCUGUUGGUCAUGUGUUGGGCAAUGAUCCACAUGAGAAUCCUUUAAGUAGCUUGUCUGGCAGCCUUGGAUGUCCUGAUUCACACACAAAUAGACUUAUAGUCAUGUACUGGGUUUUUCAUGAGCUGAUGAUAUAUGAACUAUACUUUUGUUUUCUGUCUGUUCCUGUUUCUGACCUAUUGUCUGUGGAGACAUCUACCCAUACGUGGGAUGAGUCACCUGAUCCUGGAUCUGCGCACUGAACUUGAGCUUGGGGAGGUGUGGCUCUCCUCUAUGAUCGUCUUAAAGCAUUAACGUUUCUGUGUCCGUCAGAAUCUCAAGUGCUCUGGAAAUAGAAGGAAACAAGUGGAAGGGAAGUUAUGAAAAACUGUGAGGCGCUGAAGCCAAAUGGGGCAUUAGAGCAGGUCAGAGAGCUCCGAAUUCACUCUGGGCAGUUGUUCAACAUAGAAACUGACAGAAAUCCACUCAGAGAAGCAUUUAAACAUUUAAUGCUGAAUGUUUAUUAUAAACUAUAACUGUUGAAAUCAUAUUGUUAAGACUGUAAAGCAAUUAAUACACAGCUUCUAUAUCAUUUCAUGUCCUGUGCCUAAUAGUCUCAGUCUCAUGUCUGGUUAGUUUGAAAUUAAUCCUUUCAAAAAAUAAAUUUAAUAAAUAAUAAAUCUUUAUUAGUUCAUUUGCACCUUCACAUAUUUGUCCUCUAGCGAGUGUGUUUGGUUGGUUUUGCUGAUGCUACAGCUUGUCCCUCAGCCCCAUGAGCCUUUUCAUUGCUUUCUCCAUUCGGGCGUCCCUUGUUUCAUUUCUCUCUUUUCACACCGUCAUAUCUGGAUUUUCUGACUGAAGGCUGUUUGUGCUGUUUGUGGGGAACCUGUCAGCCGGAGCUGGGGAGAACAGGAAGCUGCGCGGCUUCAGGUGCAGCGGGUGUCGGGCCGUGAGCAUUCGCAUGUGUCACUCAGCAUGACAUCAGCCGCCGCCUGCAAAUCUUCACCGCGCACGUGAGCCACCGGGUGCAUUCCCUGCCACAGCUAACGAGAUUCCCCUCGUUAAGUCCUCAUUAGGUGGUAAUCUGUGUUGGGGGAGGUGAGAAGUGGAGCUGGUUCAGAAGGAGCAAAGCAGCAGCUCAGACCAGGAACAGCAAAUGUUGUUUCUGUCUGUGGGAGCAGAAGUCUGUUGUUAGUCUUCUCUGGUUUGUGUGUGAAGCUUUGGAGGAUUGUCUUGAAGGACUGGAGGCCAUCUGCCUGGAGCUUUAGCAGGAUUGCAUGCUGAACCAGUGUGACCAAUCUGCCUGGUUCCUGCUGCGCGUGAGAGCGCGCGCGUUCCGUCGGAGCAUCGCAAUAUGAACGAAGGAGAAACCCAUCACUUUUCCGCCCGUCGUCUGUCAAACCAGUAGGGGAGAGGUCGUUCCCCGCUGCCUCCGUAGCUCGGCUCCGUCAUGGAGCCCGUCGCCAGGUUAAAAAGGUCCGUCAGGAAGCUGAGCGGCUGCGUGUGGGGGACGGAGGAGAGGGAGAUAUGUGCGAAACGCAGGGUCCGGAGGGGACGAGGAGGGUGCAACAGGUCGAGGAGGCCCAAAGACCCGUCAGGCGGCCGCUCGUACCAGGCAGACCUGGACAAAGAGAGGAAGCUGCGGGAGGCGAUGAACGCGCAGAAGAACGCCGAGAGAGCAGCCGUGAGAGCUCACUUCAGGAGAAAGUACCAGCUGGCGGAGAAUCCCAAGGACUCGGAGCACCUGAGGUCCGUCGGAGGGAAAGUCUCGCUCCCCCGCGAGCUGUCCCAGAUGAUUUAUCCCCAAGCCAGAGGCAAGGACGGCGGCUUCAACCUGCUCAGCGCCUUCCAAGGCCUCGGCUUCGGCGCCGCGGCGCCGGCGGGGAGGCGUCCCGACAAGCCGGCGGCGGCUGCGCCCUCCGACGCCGACUCCUGCAGCGUCAUGUGAUCAGGAUUAGAGCUCAACGCCGCUCCAACACAAACAUACACACAGCUCUCUAUGACAUCCUGCGAACAUACAUACACUUUAAAUUGGACUAAUAAUCUGUUUAAUCAGUCGGUAAUCAGUUACAAGUGGCUUCUCUGGAUGAGCUCACCCUUGUUUGGCUUUUAGUCAUGGAUGGAUAAUAACCAUGUCAUUCAUUAUAAACCGCUUAUUUAAUGUUGGGAUGGUGCUUAUAAAGUAUUUGUUGUUACUUUAUGAUAAUUCAACAAUGCCUGAGAUAUAAGAGAAAACAUCUGGCUGACAUCCUAUUGAUGUCAUAGGAUGUAACACUAUUGGUUAAAUUAUGUCCAGCCGUGAUUAUGAGAUUAAUUACUAUUAUUAUUUUUUACAUUUUGUCUUCUUUUAUGUCUGUAGCUUGAUUGAACAACUGAGACAUUCUCAGUUAUAUUUAUUUCUGUGGUUGUUUACUGUAGCUAGUCUCCUCUCAGAGGGUCGUCACAGCUCUCUAAUGAUAUGGAUCCAACUGAGUGAUCUGUUCACAAGUAGGGAACCUCAGGGCUUCACUUCCUCGUUUGACAUACUUCUUUUGUAUAUUUGCAAACUUGUGUGACACAGUUUAUUAGAUGGUCCUGGUUGGAACCACUUGUGAUGUGUAACUGUUAUUUUCUACCCUGUUCAUUUUGUUGUGUAUGAAUGGCUUUUGAACAACAUUGAGCAGAAACUAGUCGAUCUCCUCACAAACCAACAAUUAAGAUCUUUGUGUUUUUGCUGAAACCCUUUGAAUGAAUGCUGUCAUUUGUAAUAAAGUUUUCCUUUGGCCGCUGAAUGGGUUCUUCUGUGUCGGCCGCGUGGACGUGUGUGUUCCGUGUGAACG
Molecule: messenger RNA, 3093 nt
Organism: Betta splendens (Siamese fighting fish)
Lineage: Eukaryota; Metazoa; Chordata; Actinopteri; Anabantiformes; Osphronemidae
Product: complexin-3-like
Exons: 4
Coding region: 1725-2222 (165 amino acids)
Biological process (GO): synaptic vesicle exocytosis; neurotransmitter transport; regulation of neurotransmitter secretion
Cellular component (GO): SNARE complex; terminal bouton
Molecular function (GO): syntaxin binding
Source: RefSeq, a predicted model, not a curated record